AUGAUAGAGGCACUUUUGACAGUGCUUCCGUCGAUAUGUUGGAUUCUAUACCGGUGUUUCAAGCUCUUGCGACGCCCAGUAGAACAGCUAGUGGAAGACCUUCACAUGGAAAUUCCUCAUGCUCCCACAAUAUGUAUCGAUUCUGUGACAGAAACUUCGGUGGUGAUCCAUUGGGACAUAGAAACAAGAAACAACGAGUAUCUUUACUACGUGGUGCUCAUUAACAACAAGGAGGCAGCCACGGUGGGCACCACCAGCUGCACGCUAGAAAAUCUAUUGGAGAAAAAAUUGUACCAAUUGCAAAUUCUCGCUGUUAACGCCAACAACAAUUAUCGCUCUCAGUCAGCUCCAGUGUACAUCCAGACGCUAGGAAAGUCCCAUCUGUUUCCCUUCGAUGGUCAGGACAAACCCAUACCGUUGGAAGUGGAUGGAAUCGUCAAUGGCCUGUCUUUGGACAUCACUCCCGACCAAGUGAAAAAUAUAGAAUCCGAUCAACUUCUCGGCCAAUAUUUAGCCAAAUUCCAGUCGGAGGUGGUCAAGCUUUCUGCCGAGGUUAAAGAGUACGAGGAGCAGUGUGCGAAGGAUAUCAGUCUGUUGACGGCGGAAAUACAUCAGUACAAAAAGGAGUACGAAAGUGAGGCCGAUUCAAAGCACAAAAAAGAUGUGUGUGUUAAGGAUUUGGAGAAAAAGAAAGAUCAGUUGGUGUAUCAGAAGAUGAAACUAUGGAACCAGCUCAAAGGCUACAAGUCGUCAGAGACCAUUUACAAAUCCAAGCUCGAAGAUUUGGCCACAAAAUACCGAAAACUCAAAGAGAGACAGGCCCAAAUUGUACAUAGUGAGGCCAGCGAAAGAGCCAAAAUUGAAGCACAAAUUGCUGAAGAAAGAGAGAAAAUUCUGGAUAUCAAGCAGCAGAUAUCGGCGGCAUCAGAAGGCAUCAAAAAUCUUACUCAUGAAAAACGGGAAAUCAUGCAAACAUCGAAAAAGGUGAGCGAGCUCGUGCUCACGUUCAUGGACUCAGAUACGGUCGUCAACAAAGAUGGUACACUCAAUGGACACACCCUAGAUGCGCUCGUGAAGAUUUUCGAAGUGAAACCAGACUGGCAAGCCGAGGUAAUGACUGAGCUUCUGGCACUUCAAGGUGCUGAAUUGGAAUGGAAAGCGACGUUUAAGGCAGCCAUCAAGAAGUAUGUGGCGCUAUACAACAGUUUGGAGAUUGCCAAAGCGAACAAACAUCCGGAUUAUGUGCCCAAUCGACUCACUGAAUUCCAAGCAAGUAUCGAAUUUGGAGGCUUCAGUAAUGCUCUUCCCAAACCACAAAGAGGCCGUCGAACCACCUCUGGAGGUAGCCAUACGAAAGUGUCUCCAUCCCCGGAACCUGAGUAUGCUGUCGAUGCUAGUGGUAUCCGAAACAUGUACGCAAGACAAACAAACGACUCAGAUCUGGAGCCUUUGAGAGACGAGUUUAUGCAACCGUACAUGUACCGCAACGGAACACCGCCAAUUGAAAUGCUCGAAGUACCGCUUCAGUCAGAAUCAGUCCAGUCUAUCGAAAACCGGCUUGACAAUCGUCUUGAAAAUCGUCAGCCUGCUGUUCGGCCUGCUGUUCAGCUUGAUCGUCUUGAUCGUCUCGAAAAUCUUCCACUUGACAUGUUCAGUCCCGAGCCCAUGCAACCGUUGCUCAAUCCCGAACAGUCUUUCUACAACUUUCCCCAACCACCAAUCGUGCACUCGGCAAUCCAACCAUCGUUGUCGCCGGUUCCACUGGUUCCACUGGUUCCACCAAUGCUGCAUUUGCAACGAGGAAUUGCACCCACGCCAAUGUGGAACGAUAGCAGCAAUUUGGCGCCUCAUUUGUCCAACAACAGUACUUCCAGUUUGAACACAGACAUGCCGGGAUCGAGGUUUGGAUUUGCACGGAACCUCAGUCCCUACAAUGCCAAUGCUAUGCAAACUUCAAUUUCUACAGGUCCUGCUACUUCAAUGGAUACAAAUGCUUUUGCACAGCAGCGCACAAACCCAUUGCUCUCCCAGCCUUUUGAAAUGAGUUCUACUCUAUGGAAUAAUGAUAGGAUGUAUGCUCACUCACGAGAUGGAAGUACCAAUAAUUCGCAAAUAUGGCGCCACGAACCAGCAACUUUAUCUAAGGAGUUUCUGCCCUUCCCGGGUAGAAGAAACAGCGACGGAGAAAACUGGACUAGCUAG
Meyerozyma guilliermondii ATCC 6260 is the source of this 2202-nucleotide messenger RNA. RefSeq lists its product as uncharacterized. Bases 1 to 2202 code for a protein of 733 amino acids. Gene Ontology annotation, molecular function: protein binding. Lineage: Eukaryota; Fungi; Ascomycota; Pichiomycetes; Serinales; Debaryomycetaceae. The transcript has a single exon. The record is from RefSeq and is a predicted model, not a curated record.